Episyrphus balteatus (marmalade hoverfly) is the source of this 1954-nucleotide messenger RNA. It is a transcript of the gene Sms, whose product is annotated as spermine synthase. The transcript is spliced from 4 exons. The record is from RefSeq and is a predicted model, not a curated record. Gene Ontology annotation, molecular function: spermine synthase activity. The coding region runs from base 109 to 1209 and encodes 366 amino acids. Gene Ontology annotation, biological process: spermine biosynthetic process. NCBI's taxonomy places the organism in Eukaryota, Metazoa, Arthropoda, Insecta, Diptera, Syrphidae.
UAUCCUUACGGUAAAGUUAUCGUAGUUCGGUCGCUCUCUUGUUUGGUGUGAAAAAAAUCAACUUUGUGCAAAAGAAAUUUGUGAAAAAAAAAAUAAAUUCCUUUAACAAUGGCAGCUAAUACAAUUCUUUUCGAUUUUUCUGUUGAUCCGGCUAAAACCAAAGAUCCCAACGAGCGUCAGGAGAUAUCGAAAAUAAUUCGUUCCGAAUUGGAGCACAUCUUCCCUCAACUCGAAUUUGUCCACCACAUGCCGACCGACGAUGGCUAUUUCUGUGUGCUCUCAGAAAAUAUGCAAACCAUUAUUACUUUCCGCAUUUUUAGUCAAGGAUUGAUAACAAUUAAUGUGGAAUAUUAUUUGGAAGAGGGCAAGGAGCAACUUUUGUCAUUUGAUACCAUCAGAGCUAUGGAACUUAUUUUGCGAAAAAAACUAGAUUCAAUGCGUUCGAAGUAUUUACCGCCGGUUAAGCGUGGUGGAUAUAUAGAUAUUUACAUGACUAGUUCAGAUGAACGCAUCAUCGAGUAUGAUAUUGAUUCUUUGGUGUACGAGGAACGUUCACCAUUUCAAAAAAUUCAAAUUCUACACUCGAAGACUUUGGGCAAUAUGUUGAUUUUGGACGAAUUGCAAAAUAUUGCUGAAUCUGACUUAAUUUAUACUGAAACUCUGAUGUGCCGUGGUACUGAAAACUAUGAAGGCAAAGAAAUUUGCAUCUUGGGUGGUGGAGAUGGUGCUCUUCUCUACGAACUACUCAAAGAAAAACCAAAACAUGUUGUUAUGUUAGAAAUUGACGAACUUGUCAUGCAGGCAUGCAACAAGUAUCUCAAUUCGAUUUGUGGUGAUGUCCUUGAGAAGCGAAAGGGCGACAAUUAUGAAAUUGUUGUUGGCGAUUGUGUUGACUAUAUGAAACGUUUUAUUGCCGAAGGCAAAAAAUUCGAUUAUGUGUUUGGCGAUCUCACAGACAUUCCAAUAUCGGAUACACCAAUUGGUGAGUGCUGGGACUUUAUACGCACAAUUCUCGAACACUCGUUUAAGAUUUUGAAGCCCGAUGGAAAGUAUCUGACUCAUGGCAAUGGAACUAGUUGCUUGGAAUCUUUGAAACUAUUUGAAGAUCAGUUGAAAUUACUCAAACCGGCUGUUAAGUAUACAACUUCCAAGGCAUUUGUGCCGUCAUUUAUGGAAGAAUGGCUCUUCUAUCAGGUUACUUUCGCUUGACCAGUUAAACGUAAUCACAAUUAUUUAAAUGAAAGCAGCAGCUAUAGCAGUAGUCCAAAUAAAGACUCUAAGCGAAUAAGAUGACGACGCCGACGACAACAAUUAUUAGAAAACUCCAAACCAAAAUCAGCACAAUUUCACCAUCUCCGUAAUAUAAUUUACGGAAAAUAUUUUAUUUUGUAGUUGUAGUUACAUUAAAUAAUUAUUAUUAUUAUUAUUUAAUCCUUAACAAACUUCCGCCGACUUUAUUUGUUAAAGUCGUUGCCUCGAAAGCAUUUAAUUUUUAAUUAAAAACAAAAAGUUAUGUUGGUGGGCUUAUCCCCGCCAGCUUUAGAAAGGGAAAAAAAGAAACCAAAUGAUGAAGAAAAAAAAAAGAUUCCUGAUUUAUUUAUAGUUUAAAAAAAAAAAGUUAUAUUUUGUUGUGUGUGACCGCCAAAGAGGCUAAAUUGCCGAACUUAUGUAAUUUAUUAGUACAAGUUAGAAGUAAUAGUUUUGUUGUUUUUUUUUUAUAUAAUUUAACUAAACCACAUUUAUGUAUUUUGUUUUUCUGAUUUUUUUUUAGUUCCAAGUUAUAUUUGAAAUGAAUUUUUAUUUUAACCAUUUAUUGUUCCUCUUAGAUUUAUGAAUUAAUAUUAAACACAUGUGUCAUAAUAUAUUAUAUAUUUAAUUAUAUAAGUUUAAAAUCAAGAUUACAAAUUGCAAAUAAACCAACCUUUGGACCUGUCGUAAGCGUCAUAUAUGCUAA